Molecule: messenger RNA, 3203 nt
Organism: Phlebotomus papatasi
Lineage: Eukaryota; Metazoa; Arthropoda; Insecta; Diptera; Psychodidae
Gene: Psi
Product: far upstream element-binding protein 3
Exons: 9
Coding region: 73-2409 (778 amino acids)
Biological process (GO): regulation of DNA-templated transcription
Cellular component (GO): cytoplasm; nucleus
Molecular function (GO): mRNA binding
Source: RefSeq, a predicted model, not a curated record
CGCAUAUUGGCACUGCAGUCGUGGGAGACUUCAUUAUUGAUGGAGUGUGUGCUUGGUAAUUUUCAGUGAAAAAUGAGUGAUUAUUCGUCGGUUGCACCGCCACAAUCACAACAAAAUUUCAGUCAAUCAUCUGCAUUUGCUGCUGCGCUACAGAGAGCCAAACAAAUUGCUGCGAAGAUCCAUCCGGGUAGUCAACAGCAGGGUCAGAAGAGGUCAUUGGAAGACGGUCCAGAAAACAUGUAUUUAGAGCCGGACAAUAAAAAGUUCAGCGGCGGAGGAGACUUUGGGAAUGCAGGGGGCGCAGGAUUGACACCGGCAGCAAUGCAGGCUGCAGCUCAGGCUGCCGCUGUAGCUGCUCGAUUAUCGGUCAAUCCCAAUGCAACAGUCAAUGAGGAGAUUAAGAUUCCCGAUAAGAUGGUUGGACUGAUUAUUGGUCGAGGUGGGGAGCAAAUUACGAGACUUCAGGCCGAUUCGGGAUGUAAAAUACAAAUGGCAGCUGAUUCGGGUGGUGGUCCAGAACGAAUGUGCUCUCUAAGUGGGCCAAGAGAUGCUGUUAGUCGUGCCAAGGAGAUGAUCCAGAAGAUUGUCUCUCAGCACGGUAACGGCACCAUUGAAGUGGUCAGUCAUACGACACUUCCGUCCCUCGGUAGUUCUAACUCGAGCUACGGUUCGGGCGGGGAUAACAGAGGGGGCGGUGGUUCAGGUGGAGGAGGAUAUCCAGCGUAUCAGGAAAUGAUGAUUCCCGGCUCAAAAGUGGGCUUGGUGAUUGGGAAAGGCGGUGAAACCAUCAAAAUGCUCCAGGAGAAGACAGGAGCCAAGAUGAUUGUCAUUCAAGAUGGUCCUGGACAAGAACUUGAAAAGCCACUGAGGAUAUCUGGGGAUCCGCAGAAAGUGGAGCAUGCCAAACAAUUGGUGUAUGAGUUAAUUCAGGACAAAGAAGCAUUCCAGAACAGAGGAUUUAACCAUGGAGCUGGGGGCGGUGGCGGAGGCCCCGGCGGUGGCGGAGGCGGUGGAAUGAUGAAUCCCGGAAAUGAGCAAAUGGAGGUUUUUGUGCCCAAGGUGGCAGUUGGCGUGGUAAUUGGCAAAGGUGGGGACAUGAUUAAGAAGAUCCAGGGUGAAACUGGGUGCAAGUUGCAGUUCAUUCAGGGUCGUGGAGAUUCCCCGGGAGAUCGUCGUUGCUACAUUCAGGGCUCCAAGCAGCAGGUUGACGAUGCCAAGAGGAUGAUUGAUGAUUUGAUUGAGAAUGUGAUGAGGCGGGAGAAUGGGGAACGUGGGAUGAAUCGCAAUGGCGGAGGGGGAGGUGGUGGUGGUGGUAAUUUCAGUGACUACGGGAAACCAAUGAGGGAAGAGGUUUCUUUUGUUGUGCCAGCAUCGAAAUGUGGAAUUAUUAUUGGACGUGGCGGUGACACAAUCAAACAGAUUAAUCAACAAUCUGGUGCACACUGCGAAAUGGACAGAAAGGCCCAGACCAAUAACAAUGAGAAGACAUUCAUAAUUCGCGGAAAUCCAGAUCAAAUUGAACAUGCCCGCAGUAUUAUUUCCGAAAAAAUUGGCUUGGUAAGUGAAUAUUCAAAUGAAAAAUUAGAUAUACAACUGAUCGGUGGCAGUUCGGGGGGUGUCGGUGGACCCAGCUAUCCAGGUAUGCAGGGUUCUGCUGCAAAUACAGGUUAUCCACAGCAAUGGGGCUAUACACCUCAGUCAUGGGAUCAGCAGCAGCAGCAACAGCAGGCUCAGGUGCAGAUAAACCCCUCCACGGGUCAGCCUGACUACUCGCAGCAGUGGAUUGAGUACUAUCGCUCAAUGGGGCUGCAUCGUGAGGCGGAUAUCAUCGAGCAGCAGCAGAAGGCUAAGCAGCAGGCAGUUCAGGCACAGCAAACUCUUGUGGCAGGUUCUGGGGCUCCGAAUGGGGCUCCUGUUCAGGCACAGACGGGAAUAGCCACUGUGCAGACGCAGCAGAUGCAGCAAGCAGCCGGUGGACAACCGGAUUACAGUGCGCAAUGGGCUGAGUACUACAGAAGCAUCGGGAAGAUUGAAGAAGCCGAGGCUAUUGAAAACCAGAUAAAAGCCUCAAAGGGUGCAAUGCCAGCAUCGACAGCGUCAUCGGCAACGCUGCCAGGGUAUAACAUGCCAAGCGGAGGCGCCAAUCCUGGAUCGCAGAAUAUUGUAGCAGCUGCCGGAGGUUUUGCCCCCAAUAGCACUCAGUAUCCCCAGUUUUAUGGUGGAGCUAAUCCUGCCCAACCCACAGCUUAUCCGCAAGGCUACCCCGCUGGCCCCUAUGCUGCCUAUCCGGGUGCUGCAGCUGCUGCUGCCGCCGCCGCUGCUGCUGCUCGUGGUGGAAAUGCAGGCCAGGCUCCAGCUGGAGUACCAACCCCAACGCCACAGCCAUCAGCGACUGAGGGCAAGAAGUGAAAGCGAUGCGAUGGCGUCGGAGGGAUGUUCUACUUCACGCUCAUUUCCCCCAAUUUCUGAGAAUUGAUGACUUGAUGAAAAGUGAGAUGUAAUGUGAAAAUUAAGAUGAGGUUUGAUGGAUUGAAAGACCCCGGCGAUUCGUGAAAUUUUUCCCUACUUCUGCUAUUCAAAUAGGAAUUCACAUUAGAAAACAAUAAUAAUUAAAAAAAAGAACAAAAAAAUAUAUAGAAUAGUUCCACUAAAUGCUAUGGAAUAUUUACUAAAUAACAUUUGGUGGAAAAGUUUUCUCUUUCUCACACAUAAUUAUUAUCAUAUAUGUACGCCUCUAUAAUUAUAAGGGAUAUUACUAUAUAUUAUAUUGAAUAAUUUAAGGGAUUGUAUUUGUUUUCGCAAAAAAAGCAAAAAAAAAAAUAUUCAUGAAAUUAAACAAAACAAAAAAUCAAUUAUCUCAACCCUUUAAAAUACAUUUUCAGUAUAUUAUUAUUUUUUUCUAAUUUUUAGCUAUAAUUUUUUUGUCUACAAUUUCUUUUUAGUUUACUUUAUUUUAUUCUUAGUAACAAUAUAUAUUAAAACGAAAUAAAUACAUAACAUUUUCUGAUAAAUUCGUCAAAUACUUCAUUCAUCUUUUACUAUACCAUUUAAGUCACGUAAUUUCUAUAUUUUUUUCUGUUUCUAACAUGUACAAAAAAAAUAAUAAAAAACUUAGCUAGUAAGAUAUGAAUUUGGAAAUUAUUCACGUAUGAAAAUGACUAUGAUGAAAAACUUAUUGAAAUAAAAAUUUUACGCACAUAAAA